Molecule: messenger RNA, 387 nt
Organism: Penicillium bovifimosum
Lineage: Eukaryota; Fungi; Ascomycota; Eurotiomycetes; Eurotiales; Aspergillaceae
Product: mitochondrial 37S ribosomal protein bS6m
Exons: 3
Coding region: 1-387 (128 amino acids)
Biological process (GO): translation
Cellular component (GO): ribosome; mitochondrial small ribosomal subunit
Molecular function (GO): structural constituent of ribosome; small ribosomal subunit rRNA binding
Source: RefSeq, a predicted model, not a curated record
AUGUUGUAUGAGCUGAUUGCCAUUGUCCGCCCGGGCAGCCUCAACGAGGUGCGAGAAAUCGCCCGUAACGCCGGUACCCAGGUCAUCCGCUCCGGCGGCGUCGUCCGCGGCUUCACCAACUGGGGCGCUUUCCGUCUACCCAAGGUCACCACGAAACAUCAAGCCCGAUACAGCGAGGGUCACCAUUUCAUCAUGCGCUUUGAUUCUUCCGGCUCUGUUCAGUCGUCUAUUCGCCGUACUCUUGGACUCGAUCCCCGUAUGAUCAAUUUCGCUGUGAUCAAACUCGGUGACAAACUCGAGGAGAUCAAGGAUAUCGAUGGCAAAGUCCAGUGGAACAACGUUUCCACCAUUGCCGAUCAGAUCAAAUCUUCAUCAGUGAGGGAAUAG